Messenger RNA from Durotheca rogersii, 1619 nucleotides. RefSeq lists its product as uncharacterized. Gene Ontology annotation, cellular component: nucleus; pre-snoRNP complex. Bases 310 to 1503 code for a protein of 397 amino acids. Lineage: Eukaryota; Fungi; Ascomycota; Sordariomycetes; Xylariales; Xylariaceae. Gene Ontology annotation, biological process: snoRNA localization; box C/D snoRNP assembly; maturation of LSU-rRNA from tricistronic rRNA transcript (SSU-rRNA, 5.8S rRNA, LSU-rRNA). The record is from RefSeq and is a predicted model, not a curated record. The transcript has a single exon.
UGCUGAAGUAUGGCGAUGUGCAUAUGCACAGCAUAUGUUGCACAAAAGCUACUUGAGGACACAUGCGUAUCGAUAAGAGGUGCCGGCAGGAUAGAUAUCGAUAAGUGUGUUUUCGAAGCUCUCCAUUUGCUGUCUUGGCUAGGGAAAACCAAUCCAUGUCCAACGGCCUGUCAUCUCCUCACCACAGUUACCCGGGCGAAGCACCUCUCAACUCCCCCGUCAACCUCCUAAGGCGCCCAAGGCUCGCACCGGCGCAAACGAGAUAGAAUUUCUCGAGACCGCUGUUGCCGUCGGAUUGACAGCACAGCAAUGGCGGAUCCGCUGUUGACCUCCCUCUGCACCAUCUGCCGCAUCCAACCGCCCAAGUACAGGUGCCCACGAUGCGGGACGAGAACGUGCUCCCUCGUAUGCGUGUCGAAGCACAAGAAGUGGUCGUCAUGCAACGGGGAGCGCGACCCAACUGUUUACAUUCCGCGGGAGAAGUUGAAGACGGAUGCCGGUAUCGAUCACGACUACAACUUUUUAACCAAGAUCGAGAGGGCUGUGGAACGGGCCGAGAGGAUCCUCAGGGAGGAUAGGGAAAUACUGCCGCAGGAUGACACCACCUCGCGACCGCCGCCCAACAAGAGGGCCCGCCUCCACAAGGGUCGAAGCAGAGGGAGGGUCACGUUCGACGAGAAUGCGCGGAGGUGGGACAGGAAUUCGAUACAGCGCACGAGGCAGCUGGGCAUCCACGUCUCGUCCGUCCCCUACGGGAUGGCGCGAGCGAAGGAAAACAAGACUAGCUGGAACAAGCGCAAGCGGUCCAUCAACUGGCAGGUCGAAUGGCUCGAGUGGAAGGGGGUCGCCCCCACCGCAGGGCAAGGCGACCUGCAGCCGUCGAGGACGUUGCAUAAGCUGCUGGACGAGGUACCGCUCUGCGUUGGGUUCGCAGAGGGCCGAGAGCACUGUCGCCAGCGGCAGCUUAGCGACGAAGGACGUGCGCGCGACAAGCGGAUGAGGGCGCUGGAGGCGCGGAAGCGUUCUACCGGAGGCGGUCAAGACGUGGCCACGACUGCUUGGAGUGGGCAGGACUAUGCAUUGCAAGACCCGGGAACGGCCGCGUGGGACAAGGUGGUAUCGGGGCUGCAUACGACCGAGGCGCUGAGGGACAGGUGGCGCUUCUUCUUUCUCAAACCCAGGACGCCUUCGAGAGAAGCGCAGAAGCUCAUACCCUUACGGCCAACCGACCCAUUGGCGGUUGCCCUGUCCGGCCUCGACGUCGUGGAAUUUCCCACGAUCUGCGUGCUGCCAGCUGGCUCCACAUCCAUCCCCGACGGCUACGUUGUCGAAAGCAGGCCCGCCGAGAAGCCCGACAACAAGCGACAGGGCUCGAGCCUGGUGGAAUCUUCUAGCGAGAAGGAGGACGGAGCGACGAGCGAGGGCCCCGAUCACGACGAGGGGGAAGUCGAGGAAGAUACGACAAGCAGCAGCGGCACCGAGUCGGAUCUGUCUGACACGUGAACUACCUAGGUGACCGAUUUUCUUAAAUUUUUUUUUUUUUUUUUUUUUUUUUUUCAUGGUUAGGACUUUGGGUGUGUGUGGGUGCUAAUUAGAUGUCACCUUCGCCACAACGGUAC